Molecule: messenger RNA, 495 nt
Organism: Microthlaspi erraticum
Lineage: Eukaryota; Viridiplantae; Streptophyta; Magnoliopsida; Brassicales; Brassicaceae
Source: the annotation of a GenBank genome assembly
AUGUCCAACCAAUUAGCCUUACCUCCUGCCGACAAAGAAGAGGUCGUUAUCAUCAAACAGCCAUCACAAGAAACGACGAUGCCUAAACCCAAGAGAGCUCUACUCAUUGAUCUCAACGAAACCUACGAUGAUGACGGGUCUUGCUGGAGGAGGACGACGACAACAACUACACACCAAGUCAGCCGAAACCUCCUGUUGAUAGCAACGCAAGGCAGGAAGAACAACCUUUUCAGAUUGGAAACACACCGAGAUCUCCCGACUUUUUCGCAUUGCCUCAGCAUCAUGCACCUUUUCGGUUUGGGAACUUUCCUCCUCCUCCUACCCAAGAUAACAGAGCUAGCUCCAACUACGGCUAUGGCUCCACCCGAUUAUCUGGUCAGUGGCUUGGGAAUGUGCAACCUAUGGCUAAUCAUCAUAGCCCAUAUCCAUCCCGUUUCAGCCCAAGAUAACCGCCAGAAGCCUGAAACGGGGAUGGAUAUGGGCUCUGGUGAUUAG